Chara braunii is the source of this 1248-nucleotide messenger RNA. The record is from the annotation of a GenBank genome assembly. NCBI's taxonomy places the organism in Eukaryota, Viridiplantae, Streptophyta, Charophyceae, Charales, Characeae.
AUCGAUUUGUAGACUGAAUUUUGUUUUUGUUACACAUCUCGAGGCUCGAACCGGUGCCUUAGAGAUGAGUGAACGGAGGGAUUACGCGCGGAGGGAGCAUCGAUCAAGCAGUGAAGAACGUGGUGGAUAUAGAAGCCAUGAGAGACCGUACCGUAGAUCUCCACCAAGAUGCUUCGGCUGUGACGAGCGUGGACAUUACGCAAACCAAUGCCCCAACAGGGCUCGACCGUCGACGUCGCACGAUACCCGCAGGGGAAGGUCGACAUCUCCAAAAGCUGUCUCAAAAGCGAAGAAUGAUGAAGCUGAAGCUCUACAGCGGCAGAUCGAAGAACCGAACCGAAGCUUGGCCUCGGUUUCAGAGCUCGUUCGGUGCGAGAAGGCGAAGAAAGCUGAAGAAGAGAGACUACGUAAGGAAGCGGAGGAAGAACAACAUCGUAUCCGUGAAGAGAAAGAAGCACGUGAGAAGAAGGAGAAGAAGCGAUUAGCCAAGCUAAAGAAAGACGCGGAGAGAGAGGCAGAGAUGGACAAGAGAUUUGAGAUACGAAUCGCGAUUCGAACGGGUGAUUUUUUCGAUUGGAUGGAGGCCAACCUUGGCCGGGCGCUGGAAUUCGCAAAGAAGGUUAAAGGCAAGAAGAAGGUCGUGGUACUAUCGAAAGAAGACUCCGAACAUGCGAGCAGUAGUAGUGAGACAGAGAAACUGCGCCAGAAGACGGGGAGGUUGACGAUAAGUGAGAAGCGUAAGAGGGGCCCCGAACCUGUCUUUGAUGAUAGCCCUCCGAUGAUCACUCCGAAAAGAACUCCCUGGACGCAGACAACAAAAGGAGGAGCGACGACUGGGCGCAUCACAAGUUCGAAACACAAGAUGAAAACCAAGUUGUCUCCCUAUGUGGAGAAUAACAAGACAAACCUGUCGAAUAUUUUGGCGAAGCUGCAUUUUCGAAACCAAGUCAUGGAGGAGAUUCGUUGCCUAGACGCACAAGAACUCCAGUCGAUAUGCAAGAACGAAGGAGUUACCUACAACGGUAAGAUGGAGGCGAUCUUUGACAUCGCAAGCCAUCGCACCAGAGUUGCCUUUGGGGAAAUUCCUGGUUGUGAGCAAUCUGAGUCCGUUGAAUUGGAGGACGAAGACAUUACAACUGUCGAUGAAGGUGAACCGGAAGAUGAUGAGGCGUGAGAACCCUACGGAACUGAGGAGAUAUGGGCUAUUGUACAUGAGUUGACCGAGUACAGGAAUGCUUGUGGACGUGU